UGACAUUUCUGCUGACAUUUGUCAGCUGACCCAACGAAUUGUCUUGUAUUUUGUGCUGCGUGUGUGCACGAAUUUUUUCAGUGAAAUUAUAUUGGAAAAUCAGUUGAAAAACUAUAAAAAAUGUCUGGCAAAGACAGGUUACCGAUUUUCCCAUCUCGUGGUGCACAGAUGUUGAUGAAGUCACGUCUGGCUGGCGCACAAAAGGGUCAUGGUUUGCUCAAGAAGAAGGCUGAUGCGCUGCAAAUGCGUUUCCGUAUGAUUUUGGGUAAAAUUAUUGAGACCAAAACUCUUAUGGGUGAUGUGAUGAAGGAGGCUGCCUUCUCGCUGGCCGAAGCCAAGUUCACCACUGGUGAUUUCAAUCAGGUGGUCUUACAGAAUGUGACCAAGGCACAAAUCAAGAUCCGCACAAAGAAAGACAAUGUCGCUGGUGUAACGUUGCCAGUAUUCGAAUCCUAUCAGGAUGGCUCUGACACCUAUGAAUUGGCUGGUUUGGCGCGUGGUGGUCAACAAUUGGCGAAAUUGAAGAAGAAUUAUCAGAGCGCUGUGAAACUGUUGGUCGAAUUGGCUUCGCUGCAGACAUCGUUCGUAACAUUGGAUGAGGUUAUUAAGAUCACAAACAGAAGAGUUAACGCUAUUGAGCACGUUAUCAUUCCACGUAUCGAUCGUACACUCGCUUACAUCAUCUCCGAAUUGGAUGAGUUGGAGCGUGAGGAAUUCUACCGUUUGAAGAAGAUUCAAGAUAAGAAACGUAUUGCACGUAAGAAGGCCGAGGCGCUCAAGGCGGAAUUGCUGCAACAGGGCAUUGAUGUGCGCCAACAGGCCAACAUUUUGGAUGAAGGCGAUGAUGAUGUGCUAUUCUAAGCCAAACACGUUACAUUUAGAGCCAGACACUCAAAAGCGUAAAGCAAAAAAUAAAAUAUACUAUAUCUGAGCGUUCGUAAACGAGUGCAACGCAAUAUUUAAAUGUGUAUAUAUUUGCUAUUUUGUUUUUUGUUUUAAAAGCUACUAACUAUUUAGCGAAAAAUGUAUACAAAAAUAAAUUAAACGUUACAGUUUCAACAGUA
Zeugodacus cucurbitae (melon fly) is the source of this 1064-nucleotide messenger RNA. It is a transcript of the gene Vha36-1, whose product is annotated as V-type proton ATPase subunit D 1. Gene Ontology annotation, molecular function: proton-transporting ATPase activity, rotational mechanism. Gene Ontology annotation, cellular component: proton-transporting V-type ATPase complex. The record is from RefSeq and is a predicted model, not a curated record. Lineage: Eukaryota; Metazoa; Arthropoda; Insecta; Diptera; Tephritidae. The coding region runs from base 121 to 861 and encodes 246 amino acids. The transcript is spliced from 4 exons.